Trichoderma breve is the source of this 732-nucleotide messenger RNA. RefSeq names its product bZIP transcription factor domain-containing protein. Gene Ontology annotation, molecular function: RNA polymerase II transcription regulatory region sequence-specific DNA binding; DNA-binding transcription activator activity, RNA polymerase II-specific. The transcript has 2 exons. NCBI's taxonomy places the organism in Eukaryota, Fungi, Ascomycota, Sordariomycetes, Hypocreales, Hypocreaceae. Gene Ontology annotation, cellular component: nucleus. Gene Ontology annotation, biological process: regulation of transcription by RNA polymerase II. Bases 1 to 732 code for a protein of 243 amino acids. The record is from RefSeq and is a predicted model, not a curated record.
AUGAUGAACGCUGCAGACGUCGAUUUGGACGACUUCACCUUUUUCGAAGGAGGUGCCUCUACGGCCUUCUCUUCUCCGGCAGUCGCUUCCAACUUUGACUUCAGCAGUGGCGCUUCCAGCGCUGCUUCUAAUCUUGGCACUGUGUCUCCCCAAGACCUCCUGAUUCAGGAGCCCUUCAUGUCAGCGCCGAACUCAGCGGCGCUGACUGCCUUGACCUCUCCUUCGCUGUACAAUGGCAGCCCUGAGUUUGAUUCAUAUGAUGUUUCUCCCAACUUUGGCAAUGCCGAAUUUGAGAACGGUCCUAGCGACGCCUGGUACUCACUGUUUCCUUCUGAUGCAGGCAGCCAAGAGCUUGCCAACGCAAGCGAGUCGCCUGCUCAGAAGCCUUUGGAAUCAGAGCCCAUGUACCGAUCAUCAUCUUCUGGCAGUGGCAGUGGUAGCGGUAGCGGCAGGAAGAAGUCGUCUGGAUCCCCCACGGGUUCUACGCGACACUCUUCCGUCUCCGGUGUUAACUCUCGCCGACGAGACAAGCCCCUGCCCCCUAUCAUUGUGGAGGACGCCAAUGACACCGUUGCCAUGAAGCGAGCUCGUAAUACUUUGGCUGCUCGAAAGUCGCGUGAGCGAAAGGCUCAGCGAUUCGAAGAGCUAGAAGAGCGUAUUGCGAAGCUGGAGGCAGAGCGUGAUCACUGGAAGAGGAUUGCACUGUCGCAAUCUGGAGCAUUGUCGGAGUGA